UUACCACAAGCACAUAAAAUUUGAUUUUAAAGGUUAUGUAAAACUGCGUACGUGUUUAUUGUUUGAAUUAAAAGUGGCCAAUUCAACAAAUAUUUAAAUAAUUUAUUACUUGUUCAACGUGAUAGCGGUAUUAGUUUAACCAUCUGGUACGCUUUCGUGCAAUUUUAACGAAAACUAUGUCAAGUCCAAAGCAAGAUUCUGCCCUAAAAGCAGGUCACCCUCCUGCAGUGAAAGCAGGCGGUAUGAGGAUAACUCAACACAAAACAAGAAAAGAUUCCGGAGGCAUAACUGAAGAUGUCACCGGUAUCACAGUCUCCGGCAGUCCACCGAAGACGACUACCGUUUCUGGCGCGGUCGUCAAGGGACACGCCGAUUUUCCUGCGGAAGCAGUGCAAAGUUUUCACAAAGAAAAGCCCCCAGCAAUCCAUCCUAACAAGCCAGUGGCUCACAUCCAACAACCCAGGAAAUAGAUUAGAUAGUUGCCAAAUUAUUCCUAAAAGAACUUAUGUAAGAUCCAAGAUUUCCAUAACGACAUAGUCUAUUAAUAUUUGUUUAAAUGAAAGUACUUAGUAAUAGUUUGUUAAAAAUGUUACACGUACUUCAAUAUUUUAUAAUUAUUAUUUUUAUGUACAUAUAGUCAGUCAUAAUGAGUUUAAUUGACGAAGAAGAAGUAGAUACAUAAUAUUACUUUGUUUUUUUGAUAUAAUACUUCGUUGUUGAUGUUUUCUUUGUCUUUAUUACUAUCAGAACGUCUUUUUGACAAAUAAUAUAGACUAACUCACAAACUAUGUCUAUUAUUGUUAAUUUAGUAUGUAAAUUUGAUAAAAUCUAUUACACUUGUUAAAUGUCUAUAUUAUCAAAUUAACAAAAAUGAAUUAUUAAAUUAUUUUUUGUAAUGAAAUGUCGUUAUGGAAUUCAGUACAUACUUUAAAAUGCAUUUUUUAUUCUUAAUAUUCUUAUGAUUGAGUCUUUCAACAUUCAGCACAUUUGACACUCCAAAUUAUGCCUUAGAUAUUAAUCAAAAUUGAGAUUUUCGACCUCGAGUUUAAAUAUUGGCGAAACAUAGUGUCUGCUUCAAAGAAGUAAUUGACCAUUGAUUUAAAAAUGUGUGAUAUUUUAUACCAUUGCUGACUCCGAGCGAAAUUUUUGUUUUUUUACUUAUAAGUCACUCAGAUUUUUUACUAAACAGAUACAUUUUUUAAUGUAACUUCAUUUUUUUCUAAGAUAUUUUCGUUCUUGAGUGAGCAGUAAUAUACAAUUAAUGUUGUAACAACUUACUUGCUGUAACUAGAGGAAAAUGUUUGUAUAAGUUUUGGUAAAUUUUAAAACUUGAGGUACUUAAACGAUUAUAAUAAGUUUUCAUUAGACACACCGACAAAAAGCGGACAACUUUGAUAAAAUAAAAAAUUUUAAAAUGCUGCCCUUAUAAUUAUUCUUCCGUUGAAUUUUUCGUCUUCAGUAAGUGACCACGGAGUUUGAUUUUAUCAUAGAAAAAUAUUCAGUGGGACUUAGAUCUGUAAUUAAGGCGGGCCAGUCUGGUAGUGUCGAUUAUAUUCAGAUAUUUAGUUAUUGAAUACACAAAGUUCAACGCAUUUAACACCGUGUGCAUGAGGGUGGUCCGAUAAAACUUUUGCAAACGUGCGACAGUUUGGAAACAAAACUAAACCGCACGGGGCCAAUUCUGGAGAAUAAGGUGGAAGAGCACUUUUUCUUCUACAAAUCGAGUCGUUUUUUCCGCAAAUCGUUGUCAAAUCGGUCCAAUAAUUUGUCAUAGCAGAACUCUAUGACCAUUUUGUCCUUCUCCGGGUAGCACACCUUGCAAGUCCCAGAAAACAAUAGCAUCGAAAAGCGCUGAAGUGGUCUCACAAUUGGGCUUGCCCGGUAUGAGCAAGCAAAGGCUUUCUCAUGCCCAAAAUGUCAUGCAGGAUAUGACGUACGCGAUCUUAAGAGACUACUGACUCAUUUAUCUCACGCACCUUUAAUCGGCGGUCUGCCAAUACGUGAUCGGAUAUCGUGGAUUUGACACGUUAUCCACGUUAUUGGUCUGCCAAUACGUGGAUUUUGACACGUUAUCCUCCGUGAUAACCAUUUUCGGGGCACCUGGGCGUGGUUCAUCAAAAAUAGACGUGUAACCUCGUUGAAACUCAUUAAACCAAUAAUUUUUGACGGUCGCCAUCGAAGGAAAGAAAUCACUAUAUAUACCAUCCAGUCGCUUUUUGGUUCCACUUCGCGAUUUCCUGCAUUUAUAAAUUAUGUAAGGUUGCGUGACAAACUUGAAAGUAGAAUGAAAUAAUCUAAAUUAUAGAUCCAUAUUUAUUCAAUGAUUUGUUUAAUGGUAGCCAGUAUUUGUCAAUGUGUGUUCCGUAUAUAUUUUUAAAUAUAUUUUUGAUUUCAUUAAACGUUUCCCAAAGAUAAUUGAUUUUAUAAAAUGUGUACUCGAAGGCAGAAAAAGUUUUUUAAAUUUUUAUAAAAUGUGCAAUUGAAUUUAUUAUGUAAUAAUUAGAUGUGGAAUUUUGCAUGAGUUAUUAUAGAUUUACCUCUUAAGGAAAGGAAAAUAAUUCGGGAUUCAAGAAUGUUCUAAAUAAAAGCAAAUUGAAAGAAAAUUUCAUUUCUGAUUUCAAAAUUUGUCUUUUAUUAACUAAAAUUCAGAUCAAUUACGACAAAAAAGUUCCGUUGGAUUUAUAAUUAUUAUAAAAUGAAAAUACUCUGAUCAUUUAUAUCGAAUAUUUUACCAUGUGUUAAAUAUGUAUAUCGAUCAACGAAAUGUCAAUACUAAUGGAAUGGGCAUGAAGCGAAUUUAAUGCGGCCAGGAUGAGAUAGCGUAGUCAGGAAGAUAAUCGCCAUCUUUCGUAAACAAAAAAAUUGAUAGUGGUAGUCAGGGUUGCCAGAUUGGUGUAUUUUCCCACAAUUUUGGAGUAAUUUGAAAGUGUCUAGGUGAAUUUUUCUAAGCAAAAAUGGUUGGGAGAUUUUUUUGGGGGGACAAUUAUAGACGAUUUUAAGAAGUCAUGGUAAAUUAAAUUUGCGAAUAUACAUAGAACUGUAUAUUAUACUCUCAUAUAACCGAAGACGAUAGGACCUAUGAAUUAUUUCCAGGGCCCUCUGUUGAUAAGUACAUAGUAUAAUUUUGUUUUACUGUUCUCUACAUUUGACUACUAAUUUGAGCUUCAAUUUGAGGGAAUUUCAGUUUCUAAGUGGGGGAUUUAUAAAAUCACAUCUGGCAACUCUGGUGGUAGUUGUAGAAAAUUUUCUCUGGCAUUCUCUGUCUCUCUCUUGUAUGUUGGCCGCAAUCUCGCUUCACUGUUUGAAUGGGACGGGGCCAUUCGGGACGUUGUAUUGACAGUUCGUUGAUAUUGAUAGAUAUUUUUAAAAUGUCUUAAUUUUUUUUAUAUAUUCAUCAAGUAAUGACUUAUGCAUUAUUCCAUUCAAAUACUUUAAAUUUUCACUUUUUUAAAGAUCAUAUUCAGUGAGUGUUUAAAAGUUGUUAUAUUUUUUAUUGCUUUUGUAAUACUUAACAUAGCUAUUUUGUUUUUCAAUUUAAAUUUGAAGUUUAACGGUUUGGGUUUUUAAUUUAAGUCUAAAAUGGAAAGAAAAAAAAUUUAUUUGAUGUCAGAAUAAAUAGUUUUUAUUA
This is a messenger RNA of Diabrotica virgifera virgifera (western corn rootworm), 3628 nucleotides long. Its product is annotated as death-associated protein 1. Lineage: Eukaryota; Metazoa; Arthropoda; Insecta; Coleoptera; Chrysomelidae. Bases 177 to 470 code for a protein of 97 amino acids. Gene Ontology annotation, biological process: negative regulation of autophagy; cellular response to amino acid starvation; apoptotic signaling pathway. The record is from RefSeq and is a predicted model, not a curated record. Gene Ontology annotation, molecular function: death domain binding. The transcript is spliced from 2 exons.